GUGUUGAUGCAGGCAGGGGCUGUCCAUUCACAAAGGAUUCUAAAAAUAUGAAAAGUUUCUAAUAGUUUUUCACAGUGCUCAAAAGACACUUAAACUAAUCCACUCACAUACGUUAAGGAGGUUACGUUGCCGCGGCGCCAGUUCCUGUUUGACCCUCACUCUUGUUCUUCGAUCGGCGACGACCAGAAAGCGCUCUGACGUCACGCACUUGGGGCUUUCGGACGCAUCAAUGUAGCGCAGCGUUACGCUGGGCCAGACCCCGCACCCUCGGUAACAGCGUUACGGAACGCUAAAUUUCUCUUGAAAGAAACUGCAAGAUAGCCGUCGCUACAACACCGCAAACCCUACCUUAGUUUCGCAUUGUUUCUGUGCACAUGCGCUGAAGCCCCGACCAGUCGCAAUCCCCCUGACCCAAGGAAGGAGGACAUCCUAGUCAAGGCCUUGAACCAGCGAAUCUCCUGGAAAGGCCUGUUUCUCGACUAGUGCCUCCACACGGCGACGAGCUCCGAGUCUUCUACAAAAUGUCCCGCGAGCGUGAGCCCCGUCACCGCACGGCUGGAUCGUCAGCGUCCGUGCGUGCUCCACGCGGUGCCUGCAAUGGAGAGAAGCGUCUGGAGUGCCCAGUGUGCGAGAAGCAGUUCGCCUUUAGAAGUCAACUAGAAACGCACCUUCGGACCCACACCGGGGGGAAGCCUUUCGAGUGCCCAGUUUGCAGGAAGAAGUUCAAUCAAAGUGGAGAUCUUACAAAGCACCUGCGCACCCACACCGGGGAGAAGCCUUUCGAGUGCACAGUUUGCAAGAAGAAGUUCAAUCAAAGUGGAUAUCUCAGAACGCACCUUCGCACCCACACCGGGGAGAAGCCUUUCGAGUGCCCAGUUUGCAGGAAGAAGUUCAAUCAAAGUGGAGAUCUUACAAAGCACCUGCGCACCCACACCGGGGAGAAGCCUUUCGAGUGCACAGUGUGCCAGAAGAAGUUCAAUGAAAGUGGAAGUCUCAGAACGCACCUUCGCACCCACACCGGGGAGAAGCCUUUCGAGUGCCCAGUUUGCAGGAAGAAGUUCAAUCAAAGUGGAGAUCUUACAAAGCACCUGCGCACCCACACCGGGGAGAAGCCUUUCGAGUGCACAGUGUGCCAGAAGAAGUUCAAUGAAAGUGGAAGUCUCAGAACGCACCUUCGCACCCACACCGGGGAGAAGCCUUUCGAGUGCCCAGUUUGCAAGAGGAAGUUCUCUGUAAGUGGUACUCUCAGAACACACCUUCGCACCCACACCGGGGAGAAGCCUUUUGAGUGCACAGUUUGCAGGCAGAAGUGCACUCACAGUGCAGAUCUCCGAAAGCACCUUCGCACCCACACAGGGGAGAAGCCUUUCGAGUGCACAGUUUGCCAGAAGAAGUUCACUGAAAGUGGAAGUCUCAGAAAGCACCUUCGCUCCCACACCGGGGAGAAGCCUUUCGAGUGCUCGGUUUGCAAAAUGAAGUUCACUAAAAGUGGAAGUCUCAGAACGCACCUUCGCACCCACACCAGGGAGAAGCCUUUCGAGUGCGCAGUUUGCAAGAGGAAGUUCUCUGUAAGUGGUACUCUCAGAGCACACCUUCGCACCCACACCGGGGAGAAGCCUUUUGAGUGCACAGUUUGCAACAAGAAGUUCAAUCAAAGUGGGUAUCUCAGAACGCACCUUCGCACCCACACCGGGGAGAGGCCUUUCGAGUGCACAGUUUGCAGGCAAAAGUUCACUCUAAGUGGACAUCUCAGAAAGCACCUUCUUACCCACACCGAGGAGAAGCCUUUCGAGUGCACAGUUUGAAUGAAGUCCACUUUAGUGGUAGAAUGCAACUCCAAGAAAGCACCUUUGUGGCGCACACUGAAGACGACUGAGUGAGUGAAGAGCUUUCACAUGAGUUGAUUUUAUGAUGUUCUUACUUCUCACGUUAGCAGUAUUGUAUGAAAAAUUCUUCUGCUAUGAUCUUUGGAUCGCGCUUGUGCCAUUUCAAUCGGAAUGCCCACGGUCCUGCAUUGCUCGGUGCUUGGAGUGUAAUGAGGACAAGUUGGCCAAUACACUCAGCUCACACUGGCGUUAAUCCUUGUAUGUUCUUAGGGGGUACUCUUGACCGUUUCAUAAGCACUUCUAACGUGCUGUGAAACUUCGUUCUGUAUUCACUACAGUCGUGAGCAAUCGUUUUAAACUGUCAAUGGACGACCCGAAAUGUGAAGGUUUAGUGGCCUUUUAUUUUUUUUCUGAGCAAUUGACUGUAUUCAUGUGUUAGCAGCUUGAAGAAAGUGCACGUUACUAAAGGCAUAGGUCUGUUUGGUUACUGGUGUAAAAUUUACCUUCAAAAUGUUUGUGGGCUUUCAUAAUAACUAAAUGAUUAAUCUUGUCUUAUUAUUUAAGGUAUUUGCUGUGAUUAGUUUCGCUUUUACUCACUCUUCAGUCUCUUUUAUGUAACUUACUUCGAGUUAUUUCUCGCCAUGAAAAAGCUUAUGGGCUUUUUAUGGGUCUCAGUUUAUUUAGUUUAGAUAGCUUGUUUACAUUCUAUCGCUUUCUUCUCUUGAACAAAGUACAUUUGUGCCCACUGCAAUAUUGAAACGUUUUAAUUGCCUGAGGUCCGGAUUUCAGUACAAUUGUGACUUUGUAGACCUACAUUGUAAUUGCCCGUCUUUUGUUUUCGUAUGUUUGUUGUUAAAAAUAUGUGGGUUUAAUAAUAAAAUCUGUCUCCAUGAUUCGUAAGGCGAAA
Molecule: messenger RNA, 2733 nt
Organism: Thrips palmi
Lineage: Eukaryota; Metazoa; Arthropoda; Insecta; Thysanoptera; Thripidae
Product: gastrula zinc finger protein XlCGF57.1-like
Exons: 4
Coding region: 522-1805 (427 amino acids)
Biological process (GO): regulation of transcription by RNA polymerase II
Cellular component (GO): nucleus
Molecular function (GO): RNA polymerase II cis-regulatory region sequence-specific DNA binding; DNA-binding transcription activator activity, RNA polymerase II-specific
Source: RefSeq, a predicted model, not a curated record